UGCCACGGCAACCGCCAGCUCUGAGACGAGGUAUCCGAGGUUAAGGAGACAGAGAGCUGGACAGAGGGACUUUCGAAGAAAACGGAGAAAGGGAUGGCUACGGAGGACAAGCCGAGUGUGAAGAGCAGCAGCUCCAUCGUCCCCUGCUUCCUGUUUGUGGAGCUGGUGAUCAUGGCUGGGACGGUUCUUCUGGCUUAUUACUUCGAGUACACGGACACCUUCCCCGUGCACGUCCAGGGCUUCUUCUGCUACGACAAGACCUUCUCAAAGCCCUACCCGGGUCCGGACGACACCAGCAAGAUCCCCCCGGUGCUCAUCUACUCGCUUGUCACAGCCAUUCCCACCCUCACGAUUCUUGUCGGAGAGCUGUGUGCCUUCUUUACCAAGGCGGAGGGAACCCAGGAGAAGACCAUUGUCACUGCGGAUUGCUGCUACUUCAACCCCCUGCUGAGACGCAUAAUACGCUUCCUAGGUGUCUACGCCUUCGGCCUGUUCACCACUACCAUUUUCGCCAAUGCCGGCCAAGUGGUGACAGGAAACCAGACGCCUCACUUCCUGUCUGCCUGCCGACCAAACUACACAGCGUUAGGCUGCCAGUCCACCAUGCAGUACAUCACAGAGCGCCGUGCUUGUACCGGCAACCCGCUGGCUGUCAUGUCUGCACGUAAAUCCUUCCCGUCCAAGGAUGCAGCACUCAGCGUCUUCUCAGCAGUGUACACAGUGAUGUACGUGACGCUGGUGUUCAAGACCAAAGGCACACGGCUGACCAAGCCCACCAUCAGCCUCACCCUGCUCUGCCUGGCUAUGAUAGUAGGCGUAGUCAGGGUGGCUGAGUACCGCAACCACUGGGCUGACGUCCUGGCGGGAUUCUUCACCGGGGGGUCCAUCGCUGUCUUUUUGGUGACUUGCGUGAUUAACAACUUCCAGCAGAUGCAGCCCAGUCCUCCUCCACCGCGACCCUACCGUCCAGAGUCCGUGCUGGGGAUGCCCAUGGUGACGCUGCCGUGCGUGGAGAGUCCACUCGAAAAACUCCGCGGGAAUCUCCAUUCACCGAGAUCACAUGACCAUCAGCCCUAUCGGUUCCCCGCCACCCCCGAUGUCCUCAUACCGUCUCGCUCCAUUUCCAGCGAAGUCUAGACCAGCCCGAGCAGCACUCGCCACACUGCGCCGCCCAUCCGGCUGGGCGGUACGCGACGCUGCACCGCUCCUAUUCCACGCAGGUCUAGAUCUCCCCUAAUGCACAAAAAAACACACACGCCAUCCCUUCUUGCCCUCUUAACCCCCGGGGAACCGAUAGGCAAAACUCUUCUAAGACUUUCUCUUUGCCGUGUUGACGGUAAAGAGCUGAACAUUCAGUGCAGUGUCAGGUACAUCUUUUUUUUCUUUUCUUUUUUCUUUUUCAAUCUUUUUUUGGUUGUAUUUCUGACUUUUUUUGUAUAAACUCAAUCAUGUGAAGCUCACUGAUGUUUCAUCUUCAGUGGUGCGCUCUGUAAAGGAA
Scomber scombrus (Atlantic mackerel) is the source of this 1498-nucleotide messenger RNA. RefSeq names its product phospholipid phosphatase related 2a (gene plppr2a). The coding region runs from base 94 to 1137 and encodes 347 amino acids. Gene Ontology annotation, molecular function: phosphatidate phosphatase activity. Gene Ontology annotation, biological process: phospholipid metabolic process; phospholipid dephosphorylation; signal transduction. The record is from RefSeq and is a predicted model, not a curated record. NCBI's taxonomy places the organism in Eukaryota, Metazoa, Chordata, Actinopteri, Scombriformes, Scombridae. The transcript is spliced from 8 exons.